This is a messenger RNA of Wasmannia auropunctata (little fire ant), 1172 nucleotides long. RefSeq names its product putative sodium-dependent multivitamin transporter. The record is from RefSeq and is a predicted model, not a curated record. Gene Ontology annotation, biological process: sodium ion transport; transmembrane transport. Lineage: Eukaryota; Metazoa; Arthropoda; Insecta; Hymenoptera; Formicidae. Gene Ontology annotation, molecular function: symporter activity. Gene Ontology annotation, cellular component: membrane.
AUGUUACCAUCUAUUACCUCAUGUACUGCCGUCUAUUGCACAGUAUUGCCAGGUAUUGCUAAUGUAUUGCUAGGUAUUGCUCGAGAUAUUGCUAGCAUUAUAGUAAACCAAGUACAAAUACAACGUAUGCUGUCUAUGAAAAAUAUGCAGGCUUCCCAAAAGGCCAUGUAGCUAUCUUGGCUUAUUACGACACUUGUCAUAAUUACUACUUGCUUCUCAGGAGGAUUGGCAAUAUAUGGUAAAUAUCACAAUUGCGAUCUAAUUCUUAAGAGAAGAAUUACUUCACCUGAUAUGCUUAUAUCACUGUACCUUAUGGAUACAAUGUCCACUAUUCCUGGCUUACCAGGCCUCUUCGUUGCAGGUAUUUUUAGCGCAGGCCUAAGCACGAUUUCUACAGCAUUAAAUUCUCUGGCGGCAAUAACGUUGGAAGAUUACCUGAAACUCUUAUAUAAAAAGUGCAUUGGGCAUAAUUUUUCAUCUACAAAGUCUAUUGUUAAAGUGUUUGCUUUUACAUUCAGUAUUAUUUCCAUUGUGUUGGCAUUUUUAGUGCAAUUUUGGGUGGAGUACUUUUCAGGUCAUUACUAUUUCUAAAAGAUCAAUGAGGAAAAAAAAAUUUUUUUCAUCUUAGGCUCUCUACUCUAUUGUUGGAGUAACUGGCGGUCCGUUGUUAGACAUUUUCAUGCUUGGCAUGGGCACGGAAUCGGCGACGGAAGGUGAUGCGAUAACCGGUGUUCUCACGGCGUUUUUAUUUUUAUCCUGGAUCGCCUUUGGUCAGUUCCACCCGAUACCGCCGAAAUUGCCAACUACUAUUGAAGGCUAUAAUAAUAUUGUAAAUAUAACGAUAUCCGUUUUCUAUAACAUUACGAGCCCUUCCAAAUAAGUUAUUUUAAUAACAGCUACUCGAAAGAACGGCUUUGCUGAUGAAUAUAAAAAUUAAGACAGAUACAAAUCCAAAAAUAAUUGUUGAAUUGUCAAAAUAAUAAGACGCUCGAAUUAGAGUUGCUAGAAUGUCAAAUUUUUUUGUGAUGUUACGUUGAUGGAUAAUAAAACAGAGUGAUUUCUAUAGCAAUCGAAAAUAUAUUUAAUUAUCAAUAAUGAAUAAUUAAUAAAGAUAGUAUAUUUAGUUGGACUUUAAUAUUGUUCACAAAGAAUGGAAAUAAAUUUAGAGUAAA